Sporothrix brasiliensis 5110 is the source of this 3147-nucleotide messenger RNA. Its product is annotated as c6 zinc finger domain containing protein. The record is from RefSeq and is a predicted model, not a curated record. Gene Ontology annotation, cellular component: nucleus. Gene Ontology annotation, biological process: DNA-templated transcription; regulation of transcription by RNA polymerase II. Gene Ontology annotation, molecular function: zinc ion binding; DNA-binding transcription activator activity, RNA polymerase II-specific; RNA polymerase II cis-regulatory region sequence-specific DNA binding. NCBI's taxonomy places the organism in Eukaryota, Fungi, Ascomycota, Sordariomycetes, Ophiostomatales, Ophiostomataceae. Bases 1 to 3147 code for a protein of 1048 amino acids. The transcript has a single exon.
AUGUCCGACGUCACGAGCACGCCGCCGCGGCCUGCGCGCAAACGCCGCCGCCCGGCCGUCGUCUGUGCCGAGUGCCGGCGCCGCAAGAUUGCCUGCGACCGCAAGACGCCCUGCGGCCAGUGCGCGCUGCACCGUGUCGAGUGCGUCUACGUCACGGGGUCGGUGCCGCCGCCGUACGGCCGGCCGCUGCGCACGCCCGUCAGCCCUGGCGCGGGCGGUGCGGGGGGCGGAGGAUCGGGGGAAGGGACAGGGACUGCUGCAGGGAAUGGGAAUAGGACUAGGACAGAGUCAGGCGCUGGCCGAGCUGGCCGAGCAGGCUCCGUCUCCGGGGACACCCCCCCAAAAACGACCUCGCCGCUCGACGACGACGACGACGAGGUGGCCCCCGGCGCCGAGCUGACCAACACCAUGGUCUCGCUGGGCGAGCGGUCGUCUCGGUUCGGCGGCCGCCUGGCCAAGACGCGCCUGUUUGGCCGCUCGCACUGGAUGAACAACAUGGACGAGUUCAAGGACAUGCACAGCCUCACGCACCUCGUGCACUUUGUCCCGGGCUCCGUCAUCUACCAGUCGCUGCGCAUGUGCAAGCGCAUCGCGCGCGUCAUCAAGGCGGACGAGCGCGCGCAGAUUGCCGCCGCGUCCGAGCGGGGGGAUGCCCUGUGGCUGGCGGUGCCGCCGCGCGCGGUGGCCGACCGGCUGGUGGCGCUGUACUUUGACGUGUUUGAGCCGCAGUUCCGCAUCCUGCACAUGCCCACGUUCCGGCGGGAGUACGAGGCGUUUCUGGCGGCGCGCGACCGGGACGAGGGACGAGACGAACGACACCAACGAAACCAACGACAGCAAAACGAGCCGUCGGCCGACUUUAUGGUCAAGCUGCUGCUCGUGCUGGCCCUGGGCAGCUGCUUCUACGACGGCGACACGGACGACGGGGUGGGCGCGGAGGGCAGCCCAGACAGCGGCAGCACCCGGCCUGCGGGCACGACAGCCACGACAGCCGCGGCCGCAGCAGCAGCCGUCCACCGCCGCCUGCGCAUGGCCGCCACGCGCGCCGUGCAGCGCAUGGAGGCGACGCACUGCUCGCCGCUCGACAAGCACCGCCUGACCAUGGACACGCUGCAGAUCUACUGCCUCGUCACGCUGGCGCGCCAGACCACCGCGCUCGACCUCGGCGACGACCUCACCUGGUUCACGACGGGCGGCCUGCUGCACGCCGCCUUUGGCAUGGGCCUCAACCGCGACCCGUCGCACUUCCGGUCGCUGUCGCUGGCGCAGGCCGAGAUGCGCCGCCGGCUCUGGGCCACCAUCUUGGAGCUCGUCGUCCACGCCAGCCUCGACCAGGGCAUGCCGCCCCUCGUCGGCGCCGACGACUACGACUGCGCGCCGCCCGCGAACCUCGACGACGACGCGUUUGGCGUGGAUGUGGACACGGCGGCGGCUGCAUACGACCACCUCACGGUGGACCUGCCGAUCCACGGCGUGGCCAUGCCGGGGUACGGGACGACGGGGUCCGGGGCGAGCAAGAAGCGCAAGGGCGGACCGGGUGCCGACACAAAUGAUGGACAGGAGAGUGCACACCUCGACCGCGACCGCGACGGUCUGCUGCACCGUGGCGAGCCAUGCGCCCCGGCACCGCGCCAGGGCCAGGGCCAGGGCCAGGGCCAGGGCCACCCCGACACGGUCUUCACGCAGACGAGCAUGCAGCGCCUGCUGUACCGCUCGCUGCCCGUCCGCCUGCGCAUCGCCAGGGCCCUCAACGGCCUGGGCGCGGGGCUGACGUACGAGCGCGCGCUGCAGCUGAGUGCCGAUCUGCUGGAGGCGUGCCGCUACGCGGCGACGGCCUUGCGCGCCGCCCCCUUGAUGUGGCGACGACCAGCCGGCUCCGGUACUCGGGAGGAGGCCGAGCGCGCCGCGUUCGCCCGGCUGCGCAUCGCCUUUUACGAGAUUCUGACGCGGCGCUUCCACCACGCGCUGCACUCGCCGUUUGCGCGCAAGGCCGGCAACAACGUGCAGUUCUUUUACUCGCGGCGCGCCCGCAUCGAGACGGUGCUGCGGCUGCUGUCCUUUUUCCGGCGGGGGCCCGCGCCGACGUCGCCCCUGGCCAGCGACGGGCCCAGCGCCACCGAGCCGGCCAGCGGCAUCCCCCUGGCGCUGCUGCAGCCCGCCGCCGCCGCCGACCCCUGCCGCCGGCUCUGGCUCGUCGGCCGCGGCAUGCUCAAGUGCACGCUGGUCGACAUCACGGCCACGGCCGUCAUCGAGCUGAUCCACCAGCUGCAGGAGCAGGAGGACGACGGGCCCGGCGCCGCCGCCGACCUGACGCUGUCGCAGCGCGAGCUCUACGACACCGUGCGCGCCCUCAUCGACCUCGCGCACGCGCGCCUCGAGGCCGGCGAGACCAACGUCAAGGGCUACCUCUUCUUCCGCGGCGCCCUGGCCCAGGCCGACGCGCUGCUGCAGGGCCGGCCCGUGCGCCAGGUCAUUGUCGCCGCGGCCCAGACGGCGUCCACGCGCACCAUCAACACGCUCAAGGCCCUGGCGGCGCGGCGCGGCGCGGCCCUGCCGGACGACGCCGUCCUCGGCGGCAGCCACACGGGCGACGAGCUGGACGCGGUGGACGAGCUGGACGCGGUGGCGACGUCGACGGCGGUCACACCAGCCCUCGCAGCCAACACAAGGAAUACCAGCUACAACGAUAACAGCAGCAACAGCACCAUCCACCCCUACAAACUCAACGUGUCCAGCGGCAUGAGCAGCCUGUCCAACACGGCCUUUGCCGGCUUGACCAGCACCGGCGCCGGCACCGCCGGCACCGCCGGCACCGCCGUCACGGGCCCAUUGCAGUUUGUGGGCAUGGCCGAGCUGGGCACCGCCACGUUCGGCGAUCUGGCACACGCCGCAUCGGGCGCGUCAGGACUGGGACGCAACGCACCCAUGGUGGACGGCGGCGGUGGUGACGUCGACUCGGGCAUCCACCUGCCGUCGGCGGCCAUGAGCAGCAACGGCGAGAGUCAAACCCCCAGCAACGCCAACACCAGCGCGGAGCAGGUCGACCAGUGGCUGAUGAUGGAUCCGCCGGACGACUUUGGCCUGGGCAACUGGUUCUUUCCGUACAACGACCGGAUCAACAACAGUUACGGGGGUGUGGACUGGUAG